This is a messenger RNA of Notothenia coriiceps (black rockcod), 987 nucleotides long. Its product is annotated as brefeldin A-inhibited guanine nucleotide-exchange protein 2-like. The coding region runs from base 1 to 987 and encodes 328 amino acids. The transcript has 9 exons. NCBI's taxonomy places the organism in Eukaryota, Metazoa, Chordata, Actinopteri, Perciformes, Nototheniidae. The record is from RefSeq and is a predicted model, not a curated record.
AUGGCGGGAAUGUACGAUUUUAAGAAUAACGUGAAAACCGUUUCUCGUAACAGGUGUGAGCCUCCGCGCAAGAGAGGCGUAGAGACUGGCACCACACACACAGACACCACACUACUGAACACCUUCCAGCAGCACUUUGCAGCAGCUAUUGAUUCGUUCCAGGAUGCAGUGAAGUGCCUGUCAGAGUUUGUGUGUAACGCAGCGUUCCCUGACACCAGCAUGGAGGCUAUCAGACUCAUCCGACACUGCGCCAAAUACGUGUCAGAAAGGCCACAGGCGCUGAGGGAAUACACCAGCGACGACAUGAAUGUUGCCCCCGGCGAUCGGGUGUGGGUGCGUGGCUGGUUCCCCAUCCUGUUUGAGCUGUCCUGUAUCAUCAACCGCUGCCAGCUGGAUGUCCGGACCAGAGGUCUCACGGUCAUGUUCGAGAUCAUGAAGAGCUACGGCCUCACCUUCGAGAAGCACUGGUGGCACGACCUCUUCAGAAUCGUCUUCCGCAUCUUUGACAACAUGAAGCUCCCUGAGCAGCAGACAGAGAAAACCGAGUGGAUGACGACGACCUGUAACCACGCUCUGUAUGCCAUCUGUGACGUGUUCACCCAGUUUUAUGAGCCUCUCAGUGAAAUCCUGCUGGCUGACAUUUUCACACAGCUGCAGUGGUGUGUCAGGCAAGACAACGAGCAGCUGGCCCGGUCGGGGACCAACUGUCUGGAGAACCUGGUGAUUCUGAACGGGGAGAAGUUCAGCCCCGAGGUGUGGCAGAUCACAUGCGCCUGUAUGCUGGAGAUCUUCCAGAACACCAGCCCGCAUGCUUUGUUGACAUGGCGACCGGCUGGGCAGGAUGAGGAAACUGCAGAUGGCAAGCAUUUAGACGCUGAUUUUGACAGCGUGUCCCAGAGCAGCUACGACAGAGCUCUGUCUGAGAGGGGACACAGCCAGAUGUCCAGCGACGACACCUGGAAGGGCAAGUCCAGUGCUAACUGGUGA